AUGGGUAAGAAGACGUCUCGCCCGCCCGCCUCGAAAACUUCCUCCGCUGCGUCGCCCGCGGUAUCCGGCCUGACAUACACUGGAAGCAAAUCUUCGAUAUUAAAGGCAUCAUUUGCACCGUCUGAAUAUCAAUUGGCGCUUUUCGCGUCGGUCAUUCAGGGUCUUGAUGCUCAGCAUUUGCGAAUUCAUGAUACGAAUACCGGCCGGUUACAAUGCGAGCAUGUCUUGGGUCCUAAGGAGAUGGUCACCUCCCUAGACUGGGGAUACUAUCCAGGAAGACAGAAGGAUCGCGAUCAACAGUCGAAAAAGAAGAGAAAGCGACACUCCGACGUCAAUGGUUCCGCCGGUGGGUUCGAUCAGGGAGAUGUAGUUGUCGCCUUCGGUACCAGUACUUCAGAUAUCCGGAUGUACUCGCCUACGGAGGACAAGAUUGUCGGAACACUCGCUGGAGCUCAUGAUGAAGGUGUUAAGGAUUUCAAAUUUACCUUGGGCAAGCCCGCUCAAGAAGGCUGGAGUGUCGGUGGUGAUAACAAACUCGUACAAUGGGAUCUGCGCACCGGGAAAAGCACAAAGAUAGUUAACUUGCCUUCAUCCUCGGCGGCCACGAGUCUGGCGCGCCCGCUUCCCUCCAACCCACCUGUUAUCUGCGCAUCUCAAACGCCAUAUCUAAUAGAUACUGAUAACAAUGAUGCGCCAAUUGCGUUCCCCGCUAUGCGCAAUUCUAUCCACACUCUUCUCACCUCCUCCACUGAGUCCGCUUCUGCCGGAUUGUUCCUCGGCUCCGAUAAUGACCGUUAUAUCAAUGUGUUUGAUCCUGAGAGUCGGAAGCUCGUGAUGAAUCUGGUGGCUGAAAAAGAAGUAUCUUCGUUGUCAUUGUAUACCGGCUUCGGGGGGAAGACAGGUGACUCGUUGUCGUUGGAGAAGCAAGCCCUGGCAGCUGUAACUGACGACGGUACAAUUGAGCUUUUCAUGAGGCCAUUCGUUCAGCCAAAGGACUUACAGGCAAGUAAGAGCUUGAAGGCAAAGGGAAGGCAGAUGACCAGGAGGGCAGAGUGCUCCAUUAAGAUCACGCGCUCCGAGGGCUCCGAUGCGCUCGUCCCUGUGGUAACAGCAUCGUUUCAGGGCCGUGAUCUAGUCAUUGCUUAUACUGAAGGAGGGGUCAUUCCUAUUUUCGAACGUGUUUCUUGUCUCAAUGAAGAAACCGACGAGUUGGCAUUCACGGGCACAAAGAAGAUUGUCAAGAGCAAGUCCAACUCAGUACUCUCAUCGGUAACCACAAACGGUGCAAGGAAGACAGGUGAGAGCCAGGUCGAUGAGUCCAAGGCAGUGGUACAGCAAGGAGAUCUCGUAGAUGACGAUGUUGAGAUGCAAGACUCCAAGCAAGACGCUAUCUCAGAUAGCGAUGAAUACUCGGAUGAUGACGACCAGGAACGCAAGCAGUCGGGUGAAGUGAAGGAAACAGACAAAAAGAACGGUACCGACAGCGACGUGGAGAUGGAUAACGCGGAGGAGUCCGCCCCUGAAGAUGAGGACGAGACAGGCGAACCUUCCUUUGGCGAGCUCAUGCGGGCAAAUGCAGCAGAGAUCGAUGUUGAGGCUGAACUUGAGGACGAUGUCCGCAUCGGAUCUCUUGUUCCUGGGAAACCCAACAAAGCAGUCCAGCAGAUUCCAUCCGGUGUCUCGCUCUCCACUGUUCUGACGCAGUCCCUCAAGACUAACGAUAACGACAUGCUUGAAUCUUGUUUCCAUACCGGUGACCUCUCGAUUAUCCGGACGACCAUCCAACGCUUGGAGUCAUCCCUGGCAGCUACACUCCUCCAAAAGCUGGCCGAGCGCCUUUCUGCCCGACCUGGCCGGUACGGACACCUCCUCGUGUGGAUCCAAUGGACAUGUGUCGCACAUGGUGGGGCCCUCGCCGGCCAGCCAGAUCUUUUGAAGCGUAUGGCUACGCUUUACAAGGUUAUGGAUCAGCGCUCAUCAAGCUUGUCCUCUUUGCUGCUGCUUAAGGGUAAGCUCGAUAUGUUGGACGCGCAACUCGGCUUGAGGCAAUCCAUCCGCAGUGGAGUGGAGGGAAUGGAGAGUGAGGAUGAAGACAACGUCAUCUACGUUGAGGGAGAGGAGGAGCUUGAGGAGGAGGAUAGCGAUGCUGAGACUGCGAAGCAUAUGGCCACACCACGGACCAAGUUGAUUCGCGAUCAGACCUUCGACGAGGACGAGUCCAUGCUGAACGGCGUCCACUCUGGCAUUGAUGAGUCUGAGGACGAGGAAGAGGGCAGUGAGGAGGAUGACGAUGAGAAUGAAGAUGUAUUUGACGUUGAGGCGGAGGAGUCUGCCGGCUCUUCCGACGCUGAGGAGUCCCUGGAGGAAGACGAAGACGACGAAGACGAUGACGCCGAGAGUGCCGGCUCGGUGGCCGAUUUCAUUGCUGACACGGAGGAUGACUCUGAGGAUGAAGCCCUUUCAGCUCCCCAGCCGCCACCAAAGAAGACCAAGCUAGGCGGUGGAGGGAAGGGGAAGAACAAGGCGAGAAAAUAG
Molecule: messenger RNA, 2535 nt
Organism: Aspergillus nomiae NRRL 13137
Lineage: Eukaryota; Fungi; Ascomycota; Eurotiomycetes; Eurotiales; Aspergillaceae
Product: Utp12 domain-containing protein
Exons: 2
Coding region: 1-2535 (844 amino acids)
Biological process (GO): maturation of SSU-rRNA from tricistronic rRNA transcript (SSU-rRNA, 5.8S rRNA, LSU-rRNA)
Cellular component (GO): nucleolus
Molecular function (GO): protein binding
Source: RefSeq, a predicted model, not a curated record